AUGCUGGCUGCUCCGUUGCGUACUGCUUGCUUCUCGUCGCUGCGUGCUGCUGCGCGCGCCACGCCACGCUCCGUUCCUCGCGUAAGUGCCGCUCGCUCGUUCCAGACGUCGUCCGUGUCGAACGCGAUCAAGACGCUGUACACGGCCGAGCACGAGUGGCUCAAGUACAACGACGAGACGAACGAGGGCGUGCUGGGCAUCACGGACCACGCACAGAACAGCCUGGGUGACGUCGUGUACCUCGAGCUGCCUGCUGUCAAGCUCGAGGUGUCGAAGGGCGACCAGAUCGGCUCGGUGGAGUCCGUCAAGGCCGCCUCCGACAUCUACUCGCCCGUCAGCGGCAUUGUGUCCGAGGUGAACGAGAAGCUGAACGACGAAAUGACGCUCGUGAACAAGAGCCCAGAAAAUGAGGGCUGGUUCGCCAAGCUUCGCCUCACGAACCCGGCGGAAAUCGACGAACUGCUGUCGGAGGAGGCGUACAAGGCCAUUCUCGAGCACUAA
Malassezia restricta is the source of this 501-nucleotide messenger RNA. RefSeq names its product glycine cleavage system H protein. The record is from RefSeq and is a predicted model, not a curated record. The transcript is spliced from 2 exons. Bases 1 to 501 code for a protein of 166 amino acids. Gene Ontology annotation, cellular component: glycine cleavage complex; mitochondrion; cytoplasm. Gene Ontology annotation, biological process: glycine decarboxylation via glycine cleavage system; protein lipoylation. Lineage: Eukaryota; Fungi; Basidiomycota; Malasseziomycetes; Malasseziales; Malasseziaceae.